AUGGAUUGGUUCACCACCGCGUGCUUCAUCGGCAGCACGGCCACAGUCGUCUACGCGUUCGUCAACCUGGCGCGGAAUCCCCACAACAAAGCCUCCAUGGUCGCGGCCUCCAUCGUCGUCCUCUGGUGGGUCAGCACCGCCGCCUACACGGCCUUCUGCGGCGACCUCUUCCAGCUAUUGGCGCUGCGUCGGUGCCUGGCCUCCGCCCACGGGGCACUCCGUGGCGCGGGCCGACUUCUCUGUCCGCCGUGCCUAUGUGCGCGCGCCCAUCGAAGCGGCGGCGGUGGCAGCGCUCUGCCACAUUUUCUGGACCAGACUCCGAGUCACAUUCCCGUGCUGGCCCGGGAGCCACCUGUGCAUGGUGGCACGUGGGUGCUGACGGCGUAUGACAUCCGGGAGUACAAGCAGCCGGAGGGCGGCGGUGGGUCGGAGUGCACGAUUUGCCUCGGUGAGGUGGAGAAGGGGGAUAUAGUGAAGCGGAUGCCGGUGUGCCUGCACAUGUUCCACCAGCAGUGCGUCGACCCGUGGCUGCACGAGCACUCGACCUGCCCGGUCUGCCGGUGCAACCUCUUCGCGCCGUUGCCUGCCCAAAUGGUAUGA
This is a messenger RNA of Triticum dicoccoides, 600 nucleotides long. RefSeq names its product E3 ubiquitin-protein ligase EL5-like. The transcript has 2 exons. Lineage: Eukaryota; Viridiplantae; Streptophyta; Magnoliopsida; Poales; Poaceae. The record is from RefSeq and is a predicted model, not a curated record. The coding region runs from base 1 to 600 and encodes 199 amino acids.